AUGAGCCUGUUUCAGCUCCAUGUGGUCUUCUGCAGGUGGGAUAACCAGCAAAGCUGCACAAUUUUUGUCUUCAUGAAUGCACCAAACCAAACACGAGUGACAGAAUUCCUCUUCUUGGGUUUCUCCAACCUGCUGAGCUACAAAGCCCACCUUUUCCUGGUGCUGCUUGCUGCCUACUUAGCCACCCUGAUGAGCAACUUCAUGAUCAUAAUCUUGAUUCUCCUGGAUUCCCGUCUCCACACCCCCAUGUACUUCUUCCUCAGCCAGCUCUCCUGCUUNAAAAUCUGUGGUUCUAACACUUCUUCUCCUCUCGUGGAUUCCCACAACCAAACACAGAGGACAGAAUUUACCUUCCUGGCAUUCUCCAGACUUCAAGGGCACCAGGUCCAACUUUUCUUGGUGUUCCUGGCUGCCUAUUUGGCCACGUUGAUGGGCAACCUCAUGUUUAUAACCCUGGUUCUCCUGGAUUCCCGUCUCCACACCCCCAUGUUGGAUUUCUGUGGAAACCACCAGAUUCUUCAUAUCUGGUGUGAUAUUCCUCCACUACUGAAAAUUGCCUGCAGUGAUAUCCAGGUCAACAAAUUGGCCAAUCACAUCACCAGCUUCUUGGUUGGCCUCGGUCCCUUCCUCUUCAUCAUCCUGUCCUAUUUCUGCAUUUUGGCCUCUAUUCUCCGGAUUCCUUCCAAUACCGGCAGGCGCAAAGCCUUCUCCACUUGUGCCUCACACAUUGCUGUAGUGAUGCUUUAUAUUGGAAAUGGGUUUCUGAACUACAACCAGCCAAGUUCUGGCUACUCCCUAGAAACUGACACCCUGAUUUCCAUAAUGUUUUGCAUUGUCACCCCCAUGCUGAACCCCUUAAUCUACAGCCUCCGCAACAAGGAACUUUGGACUAUCUGCAAAUGCAGCCACUCCGUCCGAGGCCAAGUCAGUUUCAAAGAUGUUGGUAGCUCAGGAGAUAAAGCAUGUUCUGCAGACCCAGCUGUCUCCUCCUCCUCCUCUUCUCCUGGCCAUCUUCUCAUUGGCUUUCUCUCUUCCCCCACAGGAGCCAAAGGCUAUCAGUGUCCUCUAGAUUGGCUCCCCGGGAACGGGCUUUGCUAUAAGGUCUUCGGUGAACAGAAGACUUGGAACGAAGCAGAGGUUAGAAGGGCUUUUAUCUUGGCCCAGGGGGAGGAGAAGACCCUCAAAGUCACCUCUGGCUGGGCUGAAGUGGAGGACACCAGGAUGGGAACUGGUCAAGAGCUGCAGACCCCAGUGAGGAAAUCUGUGGGGUUCAAGACCGUGGGUUGGGCCAUGCAAUCGGAUCCCUGCUCUUGUCUCACUUGCACAGUACAAACACGCAAACACACGUCUUUCUUCCCUGCUGAACCAGCGGCCUUCCUUCUGGUUGCUCUUUCUCAUUAUUAUUAUUUUUAUUAUUUUAUCAAUUUCAUAUAUACAUUCACAAUUAUAUGCUCUUUCUCUCUCUCCCAGAUGUCCUGCAGGAAAUUGAAGCCAGGCUGCCACCUCGCCUCCAUCCACAGCAGGGCAGAGUCAGCUGACUUGGCCGAGUACAUCACUGACUAUCUCGUAGGUCAGAUCCGUGUCUGGAUUGGACUGAAUGAUCCAAAGAAAAACGGCAUCUGGAAGUGGUCAGACAGAUCCUCCCUUGACUUCAUCUCCUGGGAUUCAGGAGAGCCCAACAACCAUGAAAACAACGAGUAUUGUGUUGAGCUAAUGUUAUGGACAGGAUACCUCAAAUGGAACGACAUUCACUGUGAUGCCAAGCAAUCUUUCAUCUGCCAGUGCAAAUACUAGUGCCAAUCGCUCCUUUUCUUGCUCCAGAGUGAGCGAAGCACCUGAAGAACUCUGGAGAAGCAAUGCAGCUCUGCCAAAAAUCUCCACUCU
This is a messenger RNA of Thamnophis sirtalis, 1884 nucleotides long. The record is from RefSeq and is a predicted model, not a curated record. Lineage: Eukaryota; Metazoa; Chordata; Lepidosauria; Squamata; Natricidae.